UCCCCCAAAACCGUCAAAAGGAGGAGAAAAUCACACUUUGACGGAUACGAAAAAGGAAGGUGCUUUGCGAAAUAACACAGUGAAGUUAGCUCGAUAUAUUGAGAGAAAAUGCCAUGACAAUAUAUCGUGUUGAAAAGACAAUAGUGAUCCAUUUGGAAUAUUUUGUACAAUAAUGGAGGGAUAUUGGCUAAGAGUGGUUAUUAUCAACAUAAUUCUCAUUUUAUCAAUCAGAGAAAGGACACAAGCGGAAGAUCAAUUCUCCAUAAGCUGUCCUACGGACCGGAUAGUCUUAAUCUCCGUCGGCGAAACGAUGUCAUCGGUUUACUGGUCUGAGCCGCGUGUGACGGGCGGUAGCGGUCAGGUAACCGUCACGUCGUCCGUAUCUUCGGCGUCAUUAUUCGAGUUAGGAGACACGAUGGUCAUGUAUAGCGCCGUCGAUGAGAAUGGGAGCGAAGUCAAUUGUACAUUCGUUGUCACCGUCAAAGCUCCAACGAUAUAUGGUUGCCCCGAUCAAACGAUAGUCAAGGAUAACGAACCCGGCCUCGACGAUGCCGUGGUGACGUGGGUGGAACCUCGAAUCCAAGACGCUUCAUCAACCACUUCGUUGACGUCAGAUAUCGAGAGUGGUUCCCGUUUCGUCAUCGGAGAGACAACUGUGACGUAUACACUGACGGACAUCAGCACGAACGUCGAGACGUGCGAGUUCAUUGUGCAGGUUGUAGAUGUAGAACCUCCGACCUUCACAUCUUGUCCAGAUAACAUUACGUCAAGAGUACUAGCAGAAUCUGCUUGCAAUACCAGUUCUCCUCAAUGGACAGAACCAACCGCGACAGACAACGAUUGUACACCAACGAUUAGCACUUCUCACUCAACAGGCAGCGGCUUCGAUUGCGGUUUCACCGCGGUUAAUAUAACCGCCACGGACCGGUCCGGUCUUGUUGGCUAUUGCAUAUUUAACGUGAUCAUCCAAGUUGGUGCUUAUGAAAACUGCCCAAAUAACAUCACCGGGGUGAACUUGCCUGGAAUGUUCUCGGGCAUGGUAAACUGGACACGACCGACCAUCAUUGACCAAGAUCCUAGCUGGGAAGAGCUAGUCAGUCCCGAGCCUGACCAAGAAUUCUUCGUGGGUACGACCAAUGUGACGUACGUAUUGCACGAUAGAUCAGGCGCUGCCGAUAUCUGCUGGUUUACCGUCACCAUAAAGGAUAUUGAGGAUCCGAUUAUAGAAUGCCCAGCCGAUAUCGUAGUCUUCGCAUCAAGCAGGGAGGGGCGAGCCAACGUGAUCUGGCCAGACCCCUUCACAACAGAUAACGUUCACGUGAACGUCAGAUGGAGCAACUAUGAGAUAGGGGACGACUUCACCCUGGGCGAUACGGUGGUCAUCUACGGGGUCAACGAUACGGCUGGAAAUACAGGAUUCUGUAAUUUUACUGUUACCGUCCAAGAGUUCGUGCUGACUCUUUUUACCAAGAUUGAUGGACAUAUCCUCGUCGAAAAUGAUGACGUGAUCAUCAACGCUUCCAGCAUCGUCGAGUGUCUGGAUGCUUGUAUAGAUGAAGAAACGUUCAAAUGUCGAUCAGCUGAAUAUACGUUGUCGGGAGAGUGUCGUCUAAGCGCGAACAUCGCACGAACCUUCGACGACCUUGAACAUCAAGAUGACGUAACCUAUUACGAAAAAGUUGGAGAUAAUACACCGCCAACAUUCUGGCUCUGUCCUGACGACGUGAGUCGACCAGCGGAUGAAGGCUACCCUUUCACACUCAUCUCUUGGUUUCGACCUCUAGCAAAUGACGACAGAGGGGGACCUAUCACGAUGACAUCAUCACAUCAACCAGGAGAUGUCUUCUACAUUGGUUCGACUGAGGUUGUAUACAUUGCCCAAGACGAGUCCUUAAAUCGGGCAACGUGUUCCUUCAUCGUAACUAUCACAGACGAUCAAAUACCGACAAUCCACGGCUGUCCUGGUCAGACAUAUGGCUAUCUACAUUCUCCAGACGAGCGAUCGACCGAUGUUUCUUGGUUGGUACCACAAGCACUCGACAACUCUGGCAAUGUGAACUUGACCGUUUCCCACCAACCUGGCGCCAUCUUUGAAAGAGGCGAUACGACUGUCGUGUACACGGCGGUUGAUCCUUCCAGCAAUGAAGAGACUUGCUCGUUCACAGUCACAGUCUUUUUGAUACCAGAGAGAAAUAGAAUUGCAAUGGAGAUUGAAAUACCUAACCUUGUGUACUCAGAUGCCUUGGCAGAUAUAAAUUCUGAACACUAUGAAAUGGUGGACAAAGCCCUGCAAAUCCAGAUUCAAGAAGCCUAUGGCCAGGAUCCUAAUCUAUUAGACUCUGUUAUCACUAACAUUACAAUGUCUGAAGAUGGAGGUGUAGUAAUCCAACUCAGUCUUGGUUUCAUAAGGCCAACAUCAUCUGAUUCCAAACGAGAUGAGACCGAGAUUUUCUUCACAUCACUCAGGGAUGAAGGUUUCAUCGGUGCUGAUGUUAAGGAGAUCAGGCUCAUUAAUCAUGAUGAUAGUUCAACCAUUGUGGAUGAAUGUUACUUCCUACCCUGCCCAACUGGCAUGAACUGCACUGUUGAGAACAAGAUAUGUGUCUCCUAUUGUCCAGAUAACCCAACCUAUUGCCUUCAUGACAGUUACUGUGUCAAACCUAAUGGAAACAACAUAGUGGCUUGUCUAUGCUCUGAAUUCAUCUACUACGGCACAAGAUGUGAAUUAGAAGACCAAGUUAAUGAGCCUAAAACCCUGGCAAUUGUGGUAGGAGUUGUCUGGGUCGUUAUUUUGCUUCUACUCCUUAUACUGUGCUUCCCAGUCUACAUACGCAGAUGCAAACAAAAGAAACGUCAACAUCAUGGGAGUGACUCAGAGCUUGUCGAGCCUGAUGCCUACUACGAAAGUGAUGGCGACGAUGACGAUGAUGGUGGAAAGACAAAUCCAGCUUUUAUCAACGAUGAAGGAGUUGAAGUAGAGGAGGAGGAAGAGGAGGAGAAAGGUACCGAUUGGCUAGGGAUGAUAGCAGCCUUGAAGGCCAGGGCUCAGGGGGAUGGAAAAUCUGAUGGAACAAAUGAAACGAUUAAUAUGACGACAGUAACCGAUCCAAUGAUAAAAAAGGAAGAUCAAGCAAUAAAACAGAAAGAGAUGUCAUCAAAUUUACUUAACAUUGAAGUAGAGACAAACAUGGGACAUAUUUCAAAUGACAAUUCACUGCUAGCCCAAGAUGAGCCUGAUCAAUGCAGCACUGUUCCUGAUGUUUUCUUUGCUGAACCAUCCAGUGGCAGCAGCGAACAGCGAUCAGUUGCAGCCACCGUGCAUAGAAACGGAGAUGGGAACUUUACAAUGCGAUCAUCACUUGGCAACAUUCAAGAGAUAGAAGAAAGUGAAGGAGGUUUGGAGACCAGAACACACAAAAGGAAUUCACUUUCAAAUGUUUCAGAUAACAUUGACGGUAUCUACUGAUACAGAUUAAACCAAAAACCAAGGCCCAAAUUCACAAAUGUGGCUUUGAAUUAUUAGAAAGGUUAGAGCACUAUUUAUUUCAAUUAAUUUACAAACACAGUGGGCUUAUUAAAGGCAUGUGACAUUUGCUCCUGAGUUAUAUGCUCCUCUGAAAAUAAAAAAUGAGGUUAAGGACUAUGGAAGGGUUUUUGGUUAAAAUGAUGCAAGUACAUGUAUUAGGAAUAAAGUUAGGGUAAGCUUCGAAGUUCAGGCUUAUCCUUGGCUAAAUAUGUGAAUUUUCGGUAGGAGCAAUUGUCACAAAGCCACAUGUCAUGGAACCUUUGUAAAAUGUGUGAAUUUGGUGCCCUAUGUGAGAAAAUGGUGCAUUCUUUAUUGGACUCCUCUGUACAUGUACAUGCCUUGAAAUGAGCAGAUAUAAAAUCGGCCUAAACCAUAGUUAUAGACCAUUUAUUCAAAACCACCUUUGUGAAUUCGGGCCAAACACCAUACUAAAUCUACCUCUUUAUGUUGAGGGGGUGUUCUUGAAAGAGUUGGAAUCAACACAAUUAAAAAUUAAACUCAACUUCAUUUUCAAGCAGUCGGUGUAAACACAACCUUUUCUGCAACUGCAAGGUGACUAGGCUAUAACAAAUCUGCAUGUCAUGAAGCAACUUGUCAUUGAUUUUCACCAAAAUCCUGGUUGGGGUGGUGGUGGUGAUUUUUACCUGAAUACUUUUGAGCAAGCAACCAGAGGACCAAAGGCUUAAGGUCCUCUCUGAAGGACUGGGAAAUGAGGAUAAAUGUCUUACCAAAAGGUACCAGCACACCAAGGGGGAAUUGAACCUGGGACAUCAGAAUUCAAAACCUUUGCAAUACCGACUGAGUCACCACACCUUGCAUCUGAUUAGCAGGGAUCAAAUU
Lytechinus variegatus (green sea urchin) is the source of this 4366-nucleotide messenger RNA. RefSeq names its product hyalin-like. The record is from RefSeq and is a predicted model, not a curated record. NCBI's taxonomy places the organism in Eukaryota, Metazoa, Echinodermata, Echinoidea, Temnopleuroida, Toxopneustidae. The coding region runs from base 173 to 3466 and encodes 1097 amino acids. The transcript has 16 exons.